AUGGCAGAUAUGGGCGAUAAUCGUGCCGCUGGCUUCCAAUUAUCGUUACCAAGUCGGGUGCAUCCAAUGGUAGCAUGUGUGUUGCUCGUCUUAACCCUCACCUUUGCAUACGCCUUCUACAACGCGUUUCUUCAUCCGCUACGCCACUACCCCGGUCCACUACUCUGGCGAUCUUUCCGCAUCCCCUAUGUAAUCUCAACGCAACGCGGCGAGAUACACAAACGAUUUACUGAGUUCCACUCCAAGUAUGGAUCAAUCGUACGUGUGGCUCCCAACGAGCUCUCUUAUGCCGACAGUCGUGCAUUGAAAGAAAUCUACAUCACGCGCCCUGGUCAUCUACCCUUCGAGCGCAACCGUACUUCAUUCAAGAAGAUGUCACCAACCGAGCCUAACUCAAUCGUGAAUUGGCAUGAAGAAGAUCACGCGAGGUAUAGACGCGCUUUUGCGAAUUCCUUCUCGGAGAAGAGCUUGAAAGAACAAGCGCCAGUCAUUGAAAGCUACGUUGAUCUCUUCAUGGAGCAAGUGAAAAAGAGGAAAACUGUCAAUCUUGAAAAAUGGCUGAACUAUCUGACUUUUGAUAUCUCCGGAGACUUCACGUACGGUGAGUCCUGGAACUGUGUUGCGAACGGCAAAGCGCAUCCCUGGGUCGACAUUGCCCAAGAUUUCGGCAAAGGGCUCGCCUUGAUAGGGUCGAUCAAUCAUUACCCUCCCAUCGAUAAGUUACUCCGACACAUCAUCCCCAAGCGUAUCAUGCAAAGGAGUAUGGACCAUCGUAAAAUGAGUAUGGAACAAGCCCAAAAGAGAGUAGCGCUGGAAGUGGAGCGGCCAGACUGGGUAACACCAACCAAGAAGUACAGUGAUCAGAAGGAUCGCUUCACAGAUGCUGAGUGGGGCAUCAACUUGCUCGUUAUAGCCUUUGCUGGGAGCGAGACCACGGCCAGUGCCUUGACUGCGAUUGUAAGGAUGUUGGUGCAGCACAAGGGUGUCUUGCAUCGACUCACAGCAGAGAUCAGGGAGACUUUCCAGAAUGAGAGCGACAUAACAAUAGCUUCGACAAGCAAUCUACUCUACCUAAACGCGGUCAUUAACGAAGGCAUGCGACUUUGCCCUCCCGUCGUUGUCGGAGUGCCACGCAUUGCUCCUAAAGGUGGAGAUACCGUAUGCGACCAAUGGGUUCCUGAGGGUACCUACGUAACCUACAACCAAUACUCCGCCUAUAGACAAUCGUACAACUUCCGCAACCCAAACUCCUUCAUACCCGAGAGAUUCCUACACCCAAAACCAGAACAAGACGACAUGGCUGCAUUCUCACCUUUCAUGGUGGGUAGACACAGUUGCAUAGGCGCCAAGGUUGCUUACAACGAGAUGCGAUUGAUACUUGCGAGAUUGUUGUGGAGUUUCAAUCUCAGGCUGAAAGAUGAGCGGGACAGGUGGGAUUGGGGCGAGCAGUGUACAUACAUACUUUGGGAUAAGAAACCACUAGAGGUCACUCUGGAUCACGUUACUAAAUGA
Alternaria atra is the source of this 1512-nucleotide messenger RNA. RefSeq lists its product as uncharacterized. The record is from RefSeq and is a predicted model, not a curated record. Gene Ontology annotation, molecular function: iron ion binding; monooxygenase activity; oxidoreductase activity, acting on paired donors, with incorporation or reduction of molecular oxygen. NCBI's taxonomy places the organism in Eukaryota, Fungi, Ascomycota, Dothideomycetes, Pleosporales, Pleosporaceae. The transcript has 4 exons. The coding region runs from base 1 to 1512 and encodes 503 amino acids.